CCAGCAGCUACAGCAGCAGCAGCUACUCUCACUGCCGCCUGUGCGCCGUGCUCAGGCAGGACGGAGCCGUGCCUCCCCUCAUUUUCGGCGGAGGAUGCGUAGAGAAAGCGUAACAGUUUUCUAAGGAAGACAAGAGUCGAUUUUUGUUUUUCAGAUUUCUUUCAUUCUCGUCGAGGACUCGCCCUUGCCGGCGAAACGUUAACCACCGACUGACUGCGACGUGCUCAGGUUAACGUUAGCAUUGUCACGAACUUUCCAAAACACCGCGGUCUGCGAUUAAAAGUUUGCUGUGGUUUCGUAUUUCCUUUGAGCAGCUGUCACAAAGGGACUCGUCAUUAUAUCUCAGUGAACUCCUCCUGAGCAGACCUCCGUAAGUGAAGGCAGCACUGGGAUGAUUUUGAUGGAGUGAGACAUUGCUGUCAGCGGAGAUCAACAAGAGAGUUGGACACUGUACCAGCUGUAGAAGCAAAUUUCAGUCUUAUCACUUAAACUGCAUUGAACUGCAUAAUGGAUGGAGUGGACACCUUACAGAGCUCGGCUCCAGAGACCAAGGCUGAGCGAAUUGCUCGUUACAAAGCAGAAAGGAGAAGGGAGCUUGCCGAGCGCUAUGGCAACACAGAAGACUUCACCUCCAAAUAUGUCCGUAGGGACAGGAAAGUUGGCGACACAUCCAGAACCGUAUCUUCAGCAACCAAGGAAAAAGAAAAAUGUGAAGAUAAUGGAUCAGAACCAACAUAUAGCAGGAGGGGCCUCAGAAACAAAGUAGUAGAACCUGUGGAGCACACCGAGGAUGAGCCUGCCCAGGAAAAAGAGGCUGCCACUCACCUUGAAACAGACACAGUUUCAUCCUGUAAAUCAGAAGCUGUCUCCUCCAUAAAGAUGUCCUCUCAUUUCAGACUGCUGGAAACAGAUGACACCAAGGAACCAAAGGUUGAUGAGACGCCUGAGGACUCAUCCAAGAAGUCUGUUACUUCCAAAAUGUCUCUUUUUAAGGACCUGGAAGGUACAGAGGAUGGAAGCAGUGGUCGAUGUCGUGAUGACAGAGUAAAGCAUCAGCUAAUGAGCAGUGACGAGGAGGAAACUUCUACCAGGCUUCCCAAAUCUGAUGUAGUCAAGACUAUGGAAGACAAAGAGCCCCCAGGUGAAUCUGCUGCCACUGCAGAGGAAACACAGCCUUCCAGUCUCCUCUCUGACAACAAGAGCAGAGACGCCUCUCCCCCUCGCUCUCCUCCCUGCCAGCCUGCCUCGCUGCAGCGCCAAGACUCAGGGCCUCGCGGCAUCAAGGGAAUCCUAAAGAAAAGCCGCUCCACCAGUGUGGAGUCAGACCACAGCGAGGGCUCAACAACUGACUGCACGCCAGCCCGACAAAGCAGCGUCACCCUCAGCCACCCUGAGAGCGAGGAAGAGACAGAGGAGACAGACGAGGAGGAGCAGCAGCAGCAGGAGGAGGAGGAGGAGGAAAUAAAUGAAGAGGUCUCUGAGGAAAAUGACAGAGAGGAUGAGUCUUUAACUGAAGAUAUCACAGACGGAGGGAGCUUCAGCAUCGACAGACAACAGAGGGAGGGCAGCAGCAGUAGCAGUAGAGGGAGCUUUGAGGAGAUGCAAAGUCCUUCGCCUGAUGAGAGCCUGGAGAGGACCUCCACAGUGUCAGAAGAUGUCGAGGAGCUGGAGGGCAGUUUGGAUGGAAGUCUGGGCUCGUCACUCAAACAGAGACUGUCAGAGUUAAUGAGUGAAGGGGAUGAGAAGGAUAGACUGAGAAAGCCCAAGUCAUCCAAUAUAAUCCAGACAUCGCUGGCUGAUCGCUUCAGUCAACUCCAAGGUGCUGAAAAUGCCUGGAGGAAAAAAAAGUCCAGCGUAGAAGUGGAGCCCAAAAUGUCAGUGAUGGAGAGGAUGAAGAUCCUCAAGGAGAAGGAGGAGCAGUGGAAGACCAAAGGCAAAGGAGCAGCCAACGACUCCAUCCAGUUCACUGUGGCUGGACGCAUGGCCAAGAGAGGUCUUGUGUCAGAUACAGCAAAGGAGGAGUCACCUCUUAUCUCUCUCAAGAGGUCAAAUGCCACACCUGUGAAGCCGCAUGAAGGAAUUUCCAGUAGAACUGCUGUCAAGGUGGAAGGAGAUAAAAGGCUUGACAAGCUUGAGUCCUUCCUUGACAAGCUCCACAAUAAAGGCGUGAGCAAAAGCACGACAUCCACCAUCGAGGUGACUGCAGAGAUGGAGAAAGAAGUGAUGACGCUGGAUGAUGAGGAGACGUUCGGCAACUUCUACAAAUCAGUCUCAAUCUCGACACUCCAGGAGUCCAGUGUGGUCGUUACUGAGGAGGACCUCAGCAAGAUUCAGGCCGACACACCAAAGCUCACCUCAGCUGUAGCAGAACACAAGCGUGCAGUUCGACCAGCCCGAAGAAAUCAAGGCUCCAGGAACCCUCUGCGGGCUCUGGCUGCCCGCGACGACGUCCGGCAGGUCUACACUGAGCAGAGGCUUAACGUAGCCACAGUGGAGACUAAGAGGAUCCAAGUGGAGAGAAUGGCAAAACACUCCAACCUGGCCGAUGUGGCCUUGGCUGGCCUCGCCAGCAAGGAGAACUUCCGCAAGGUCAGCCUGCGCAGUGUGAAGUCCACCGAUGUUGUGACCAACAACAGCACGCUGCCUUUCAACAAGCUCAUGCUUAUUCGCAUCAAAGGUCGUAGGCAUGUCCAGGUGCGCUUGGUGGAGCCGACGGCCCAUUCUCUUAACAGUGGUGACUGCUUCCUUCUCAUAACACCAAAGCACUGCUUCAUGUGGAGUGGAGAGUUUGCCAAUGUCAUCGAGAAAGCUAAGGCAUCAGAGAUGGCAUCAUUUGUUCAGGCCAAAAGGGACCUCGGCUGCAAGGCCCCCCAGGUGACGGUGCUGGAGGAGGGCAUCAACACUGAGAGCAGAUGGGCCAAAGAGUUCUGGAGCCUGCUGGGAGGAAAAGCCAAAUACAGAGGGGCAGGGGAGCCAGAAGAAGAUGAACUGUAUGAGAGUGGGGUGCUGGACUCUAAUGGGGUGUACCGACUCCAGGGAGACAAACUGGUGCCUCAUGAAGAUGCCUGGGCCUCCAUCCCGAGUGUCUCCUUGCUUAACUCUAAGGAGGUCUUAGUGUUUGACUUUGGCAGUGAAGUGUACGUAUGGCAUGGGAAAGAUGUGCCCUUGAGUGACAGAAAGGUGGCCGUCAAACUGGGCAAACAGCUCUACAGUGGCAGCUACGACUACAGCAACUGCAGAGUCAACCCCUUAGAUGCCUCCUGCACAAAUAAGGAUGUGCCUCAACAGGGGGAGGGUCGUCCGAGCUGGGCUCUGUUUGGGCGGCUGUCCGAGCACAAUGAGACGUCGCUGUUCAGGGAGAAGUUCCUCGACUGGGCUGAGAGGAAGAAAGAGGAAGCAACACAAGCAGAGGAAAUCAAGAGUCCAGUCCACUCCACUGUCCGCCCCCCACUUGACUUGGACCUGCAGCCAUGUGAUGCUAGAUCCCUGCUGGACAAUGAGCCUGAGCCGGUGAAGACUGUCCUGGAGGGAGUCAAUGUCCAGCGGGGUCACGGCCUGGUGAGGACAGAGGAUGGUAGGCAGGCAGAGUUGGCUACAGUAGCUGUCGACACCUGGCACAUCAAAGAGCACAGUGAGGAGGAACUGCCUAAAGAAAGCCUGGGCCAACUACACGAGGGCGAUGCCUACAUCAUCCGGUGGAAGUACUCUGUCACCACACUUGUGGGGAAGCGGCAGAAACCCGGGGAGCUGAGUGCUGGAGCUCCUGGAAGAGAGCGGACUGCUUGCUUUUUCUGGCAGGGCCGGCACUCCAGCAUCAGCGAGAAAGGAACCUCAGCUCUAAUGACAGUGGAGUUGGGCAGCCACAGGGGGUCGCAAGUGUUGGUGAGUCAGGGGAAGGAGCCACCGUGCUUCCUCCAGCUUUUCCAGGGAGGUUUAAUCAUCCACAAGGGCAGCAGAGAAGAUGCUACCAAAAACAAAGGUGGCUGGAGGUUGUUCUGUGUCCGUGGUGAGGCAGAGGUGGAGGCCUCGCUGGUGGAGGUGGACUGCCAGCGUGCCAGUCUGCGGUCACGUGCCAGCCUGGUGCUUCUUAAUGCUCAGAAGGAAAAACUCUACUUGUGGCACGGCUGUAAAGCACAUGCCAGUGCCAGGCAGGUGGCCAAAAGAGCUGCGGACAAACUAACCCAGAGGUGUCUCUCAGAGUUAGGUCUCAGCAGCAGCAACAGUGUGAAAGUGGAGGAGGUGGAGGAAGGAGCUGAACCCUCAGAGUUCGAGAAGGCUCUGGGCGUACAGGACAGGAAGGCCUACGACUGCAUGCUGGAAGAUCCAGGGAAGUACAACUACACACCCCGGCUGUUCCGGCUGAGUGCCAGCUCUGGGGUAUUUGAAGGGGAGGAGCAGCUGUAUCCUGCCCGGGUACCAGAGGAAGUCAUGGCGAUGCCGUUCCUGCAGGAGAACCUCUACUCCACACAACAACCAGCCCUGUUCCUGCUGGAUAACCGUAUGGAAGUGUACCUGUGGCAGGGCUGGCAGCCUGAAGACACACAGAGUACCGGCUCCGCAAAGAUGCGCUGGGACAACGAGAGGAAAUGUGCCAUGGAGACUGUGCUGCAGUACUGCAAAGAGAAGAACCCUCGGCGCCCCCCUCUGGCUUAUCUGGUCCUUGCAGGCUGUGAACCCCUCACCUUCACCAACAUCUUCCCAUACUGGGAGAAGGAUACCAGUAUCACAUCAAAGGUUGAGAGCUCCAAGAACAAGGUGAUCUUGGUGAAGGAGGCGCUGUCUAAGCUCAGUAAGCAGCAGUACUCCAUCGAGGAGCUGACCAGCAAACCGCUGCCGGAGGGAGUGGACCCUCUGCGCCUGGAGGAUUACCUGUCUGACCAGGACUUCAAGACACUUCUCGAGAUGAGUCGAGUUGAGUUCAACGCUCUGCCAAACUGGAAACAAAAGAAUCUGAAGAAAAGUAAAGGUUUGUUUUAAAACUAGUCUUUUGUACACAAACUUUACUUUAGUUCUUUGUGUUCUCAGCAGCUUUUCUUAGUUUUUUUUUUUUUUUUUAUUCCAAGAAAAUAAAAAAAAGUCCUUAUUUUAUAAAGGAUCAAGAAAAGCAAAUGUACAAUUUUGUUCAAAUGUUGAUCUAUUUUUAAUAAUAAUACCAAUUUUAAUGUUUCUCAGUGUCAUUUAAGUAUUUUAGCCAACAAUUAUGUGCAAUUGUUAAUCUUUUUGAUGGAAAGAAUGAUUUCCUUGUAUGGCAAAAAUAGUUACCCUCACACUAUAAAUAUGUAAUAUACUACAAAUGAAUGUGUUUUCAUGUUUACUCCAGACACGUCGAUCUUUGGGUGGGAAUGUGUAUGAAAAUUGUCUGCGGUUUAAAACUGACGGAAUUAGUUAUUGAUUUUUUUUUUUUUUAUUGUAUUUUAACAUUUCAUGGAAAAAGUCAGCUCUGUGUAGUGGGAUUACAUUGUUGUUCAGCCAAAUCGUCUCCACUUUGUGGCUGACAAAGAAAAGAACAAAAGCAAAACAAAUCAAAGUUCAGAGAACAAUCCUUCUAAUUUGUGGUCAGUUGAAAGAAAAGUGUUGUUGUCAAAGCAAGACCAUAUUGUAGACAUCCCCUGCUAUAAUUGUAACAGCGAAAAUAUUCAGUUUUUUAAUCUUAUAUUUUGCUAUUAUAACCAAAAAUAUGACCUUUCUAAAUCCCAAAGAUUUCCAUAUUAAUUUGUUGUACGAGGCAUUACUUUUAUCAUGCGAUUGUGACCUUGUGAAAAGCAAACAUUGUUCAAAAUUGAAGCAUGAAACUUUAACUCUUACUUUCAACUUUGGUACUGAAUAUUUCCUGGUUCUCAUGAAUAGCUGCCUGUUUGCCAGUGAUAGCAGCCCUCUGAUAAACUGGUUGUUUGGGACCAAGUCUAAUCUUUUUCUCUUGUUAUAAAUGUUUUUUGUGAACCUAUGUGUGUGUGUGUGUGUGUCUGUUUGAGUGAGAGCAAGGCAGUGAGUGUGUGUAAAUGUGCAACCUUAAAAGUAUUAAGUGUAUGUAUGUAAGCGAGACAGGGAGAGAAACUGCGCAGUGUAAACUGCCUUUUAUAGCUAAAUGUGUGCUCCUUGUAAUGGUAUGUUUAUGUAUAAAACAUACUGUUAAUAUGACUGCCUGUGAUGUGUGACUUAGGAAAUUCUCUGCAUGAUCACAAACAUGUUUUUGCUUAACAAUCUUAUAUUAAUUUGUUGCAAUAUGCAUCGUUUUUUGUGAUACAUAAGAUCUGCAUUAUAUGUGGAGACAGCGAUCAGGCCAGCUUUUUAUUUCUUGGCACAUAAAAACGAACAUUGGUGGUAGGGAAAUGAGAUGCUAACGCUCAAUAUUCCCUUUUAAAUAAAAAGAUUUU
This is a messenger RNA of Toxotes jaculatrix (banded archerfish), 6374 nucleotides long. RefSeq names its product supervillin d (gene svild). The coding region runs from base 508 to 4977 and encodes 1489 amino acids. Lineage: Eukaryota; Metazoa; Chordata; Actinopteri; Toxotidae. Gene Ontology annotation, biological process: barbed-end actin filament capping; actin filament severing; actin polymerization or depolymerization. The record is from RefSeq and is a predicted model, not a curated record. The transcript has 29 exons. Gene Ontology annotation, molecular function: phosphatidylinositol-4,5-bisphosphate binding; actin filament binding. Gene Ontology annotation, cellular component: cytoplasm; actin cytoskeleton.